GACUUCAUUCUCAGCAAAGCAGCCUAUGCUAAUCUUGCUAAGCAACCUAAUAUGGCUAAGCAAUUGUUUGCUAAAGGAGUGGUUGAAAUAGAAUAUAGUAGAGUUUCUUGCAAAAUUGGAGGAAAUCUCAUGCUUAAAAUCAAUAAAUAUAGCAAGUACCGUCACUACCUCGCUAUAGUAGUUAUGAACCAAGGUGGUGUCACUGACAUUCUUGAUGUCGAAGUUUACGAGGAGGAAACAAAACAAUGGUUAUCAAUGAGGAGGGCUUAUGGAGCUGUGUUCGACCUGACAAGCCCACCAAGUGGUGAUCUUAACGUGAGAUUCCUCACAAGUGAUGGUAAUGAAAUCAAAUGGGUGCAGUCUAACAAGGCUGUAAUCCCUGCUGAAUGGAAAGCUGGGAUUACUAUUGAGACAGACAUUCAGCUCUCUUAGACCAAAAAAUAUAUAGAAGUAUGAUACAACAUAUAUCUGUAUCUAAUGACUUAUUAGUGCUACUUGGUGAUGUCUCGGCAAUCAGUUUACCGAAUAAAUUUUAGAUUAGUCGCAUAUUAGGAAUCACCCACCGUGUGCACAAGAUGCUUAAAUCGUUCUUCGUUCUCUAAUAUAUAGCAUAAUGUUGUUUGGUUUAACGAUCUUAUUGAGUUAUCAUGGCUUAUGUUCUUGUAAUUUGUUCUCUAAUAG
Messenger RNA from Lycium ferocissimum, 681 nucleotides. Its product is annotated as expansin-like B1. Bases 52 to 432 code for a protein of 126 amino acids. The transcript has 2 exons. The record is from RefSeq and is a predicted model, not a curated record. Gene Ontology annotation, cellular component: extracellular region. NCBI's taxonomy places the organism in Eukaryota, Viridiplantae, Streptophyta, Magnoliopsida, Solanales, Solanaceae.